AUGGAGGCAAGCCGGCGGAACCUGGCAAGAAGACAGCAAUGUGCAUGCCUCAUACAAGAAAUUGGCUCCCGACUUAAAACGUGAGUAUUUUAUAUCUAUAGACUCACUUUUGGGCUCAGGACUCAAGUCGUUAUUAAUGCCAGCUUGUACUACAUGCACCACUUUUACGAGGUCUUCACGCCUGAGGCUAUCAAACCUAUUAUGGUGGCCCUUGCUUCCUUCUACAUUGCCUGUAAGACCGAAGACUUCUCCCGGAAGCUCUUGUUUCUCGUGAAAGCAGCCUAUGAUGCCCUUCGGAAGCCUAUGCCGAACGAAAACUCGGAUACAUAUAAACGAAUUGUCCAGAACAUCCAUUCCCUUGAAGCCACUAUUUUGAUGGUUAUUGGGUUCCAAACCCUUGAGGUUAAACAGCCACAUGUCAUCCUGAUUAACGUCAUCCGAGAAAACAAGUUUCCAAAGGAGAUUUCUCAUACCAGCUAUUACAUCUGCACAAACAUACUCCACCUUACAACGCUCGUUUUGCGGCAUUCCAUGGAAGCUAUAGCGGCCACCAGCCUUUACAUUGCGGCCAAAUGGAAUGGUUCUGACAUUAAGUGUGCCAACGGAGAGUGGUACCACAUGUUCUCCCCAAAACUGACUUUGGAGGAAAUAAAGAAUAUGGCUGAUGAAUUUACUCUGACAUUCCAGGAAUGCGACGCCAAAAUAAAAGACCAGCUCCGACUGCUUCUUAAGGUACUGUCCCUGAGUUACCAGCAUAUGUUCAUUAGUCGAGAAGACUGGACCGGCUGGCGCGGGAGGAUCCAAAUAUGCAGCAGCGAAAACUAAAUGAGAGCCAAGCCAAGGUGAGCAGCGAUGUUAUUGUCUCUCUUCAAACAUGUGGAUCAACGUCAGCUGAUGUGGCAAAUUUGCGGGUGCUUACUAAUCGCAUUUGAACUCUUAAUAGGGUUAGACUUGUUCAUCACGGGGCGUUCCCGGGCCGAGGUCUUGACGAGUCUAUCGAAAAUGGUUGUCUCAGUGUCCUCGUCUUUGUCGGUAAAAAAAACUUCACAAUCAUUGACUCCGUUCCACUGUGCCGCAGCGCGCGUUGGCCCUAAGCCAUUAGCUCCAAGACGAAUUAGAAAUGCCGUGUCCGCCCCGUAAUCGAGACAGCUCGGUGCACGCCACUCGUUUGAAUAAUCCCACAAGCGCCUGAAGCUGGCUCGGUGCGUAAUACUAACGCCCGUGCCUGAAAUCGUACGUCUCGAAAUGUUCUUUGUAGCCCCGGCUUUUGACACGUGGUGUGGCGCUAUUUUUCACAAGAAAAAUCACUUCCACUUUGACUUUAUAACUCAUGGGGAUCCUCUUUUUACUUGAUGUGUGAAAGCCUCGUCAAUCGCCAGUUCGUUCACAGCACCUAAUAGAUAAAUGCCUCAUAUGUCUCUAGUUAUAGCUGUCAAUGCUGUCCAACGGCUCGCUGAAGAUUAUUUCAAUACCCGCGUGUAAUGUCAAAAUGCCACGAUGAACUAGCCACCCUUCAUCUGAAGAUCUCGUACGCGCCUGUCGGUGGUUGGUAGAGACGUAAGAAGGGGGAAGCAUGCAUUAACAGCAACCUAAGCUUCACUAAACCAACGUAUGCUUUCACGCACGCACGCUCGAGAAAACUAGGACGCUUUCCAGUGCAAAUUCGAAUGUCUUAAACAUCCAACCCACUUCUGUGUGGUCAUGCAUACGUCCCGAACUUAUCUCUUUUAUGAAGCAAAAUUGUCGCGUUGAAAAACGAUCGCAUGAAACCCCACCCCCUCGAGGCGUUCAGCGCCCUGGUCAGCCUAUCCAACACAGCAGAAGCAGUGGCGAGAUCGCCUUCCGCCAGUCGCAACCGCAGCAGCAUCCGGUGCGCAACGGAUAUGGAGAACCAGAUAGUAAAAUGCAACGCCUGGACCGCGGUGUCUUCUCCCCUCAAAGCCAGCCUUUCCAGAUGAUGGAGUCCGCCCAUAGAGUAUGUACAACUUUCUCCUUUUCGAGAUUUCCUUUACUUCAUUCUUCGGUUAUGAUCUAGUUUGUACGGCAGGUUCACCUGGCCGUCCCAAAAUUCUUGUGCAUGAAACACCAAGUGUCUCCUUUUUCGGGUCUCGCCCAGUUAUACUUACCAUAGCUUCUUGUUCUUUCGUUGUCUUUCCCACCCUUCUCUAUACACCUGUUUAUGUGGAAAGAAAACAGUGCGCCUAGUUGCGGGAGACAUCGACUAGCAAAUGUGCUUGCGUAUUCGACGACCUUGUUUAAAUCUGUCUGAAUGAUCCUUUUAGACGAUGGAACUGCUGCGAACUCAGUAAAUCAGGCUCCCUCUUUAAUUAUUGUGUCAGUGUGCGGGGUCUUUUAGCAUUCCGACAUCACUUGUGCUGCUGCUUAUUGAAGUUACUUCCUUUCACCCUCUCCAAUAUGUCCACACCUUGAAAUGUUUGCUUAUCACACGGGCAAUUUAACACAAAACCUGCGGUGAUUUCGGUUUCGGCCGUGCGUCGACUUUGCGGACUGUGUUGUAGAGCUAACGAGCCUGUUGAUUCAGUACGAAGGACGGCGACUUUAUCCCACGUUAACCACUGCAACCGGCCUAGCCAAAAGUGGACUUCACUCAGUUUUGUCACUGACAGGCAAUGUGGCAAAAGCUGAGGCCGAUCCAACUACCCAGUAUACCCUUACCAAUAGAACUCUUACGCUCUUACAAACUUUCAAGACACGCUAGGAAUCUUGACUCGUGCGAUGAUUCGGUCCUUGGAAAUGAGAGCUAGGUUAUAGUGACUCCGUUCCAAUUUGGUCUUAUGGCAGCUCUCACCAGCGUAUAAUCCAAGUUUAUGAAGCCUGCAUCCUCUAGAGCAGGUAAUCAGCACGUCUGAAACAUGCAUAGAUGAGGGCUAGCCCAUUUCCUGUCGUCUCGACCUUGUCUGGCCACAAAAACACGGUCAAUGUGAGGGGGGUGAGGUAGAUACUUCGAAAGCCCCCCCCCCUUCUAUAUUCCAAAUGAUCUGUCAGUCAUCACUGCCGACCCAAGCAACCAUAGUAAUCAUUGAGUACGACGGACGAACCGUUGCAAGCGAACUUGACGCGGUAGGGGGAUGCCAUUCCUUCGAAGACUACCGUGGAUCUGAGAUGGGACAGCCGAACUCUCUGUAAGACUGCCGGUGCCAGCAUCAAUCUGUCUUAACCGCUGGCCAACAGCACAUGUGACUGCGAUUAGAUUUAAGUGGUCAGGGUCAGACAGCGGCUUGGUGAAUGGCUUUUGCUAUCUUCGGCCGAACUUUGCGCCAGUCGAAUAAGACACAAAUAAGUUUGACCACUGGAUCAAUCGGGUGCACGCGACCUUCGUCCAACCCUGUCGAAUUCUAUGAAAUCAACAUAAGAUCAGUCAUAAGAAAAAGUCACGAGUGAAUUAAGCUCCAUUCGAAAAAAAUCUUUCCCUACGGAUUUCAGGCAUGGCACUUUUGUUCUAUUUGUAAAUGACACUUUACAGUUUUUCGCCGGUGGUGUUUGCACUUCGUUCCCCAGACUCAUCUCUUCAAUCGCGUCUCCAGUCACCGGGUAUGUAGGCGGCCAGAGACUCAACCUCCAACUAUGCUCUCCUUACGCGUCGAUUGAGACGGCCCGGCUUUGUGCUGCGCCGACCUGAAGACGAAAUGGUUCAGGUUGUCACCUGACUAACUGGUGGAGGUGGCGGCGGAACAUUACUAAAAUUGACCUCCAACGUGUUUGGGACGUUGAGGAUUUUGGUCAGCCGAGCUGCUGGGCUAACUAACUCAUUUUCAUUCGGAAGUUUGUCGCUGACUGAUUGCAAUGAAAGGCGAUCAUUUAUGAUGCAAUAGGCCUGUAACAUGGAACUAACUGUGUCGGUAAUUAUGAGAGCCCUUACAAGUUGGAAAAUCUUGCUAAACCAUGACUCACCAACCAGUGGUUAUGUGGAGCGGCCUAAAUGAUGAAUGGGCUUCUGUAAUACCUGGAUCGAGAGGUUUUUGUCCCCUUAUACUCGGCGCACCAAACUGGGGUGUCAGGAUGGUGUUGAACGGCAGUAUGUGAAGGCUUACUUGAUAGCGAGCAGAACUCUACCUCGCAAUGCCGUUAUUGAUGGUGGCCGUUCUAAGUGAGCGGUCUAUAAAAUCAGUGUCUAGUAACGUCAGAUGAUAUUAGCGCUGCAUGCUCGGCGAUCGCAGAUUCGCCAGACCCAGAGACCUGCUUAUUUCAUAGCAAUCCGUGACUGGAGGUCGUUCGUCUGUGAACGCGUCGGUGCUAUCAUCCCGGAUGAAGAAGUUGAAUGGCGCUGACACCGCAGCAUAAGAUGAAACUUGUCGGAGGUCACUUACCCCUUCAAACGAUGUCGACACUGCCCACAGGUGCCUUAGCGUCUUCGAUCCAAGUCAAACCAUUAUUCUUGAUUAAAUGGCGGUGACGGCAGCAGUGUUCGAGUCGCAGGGGGUCUUUUGCACAUCUGCCGACUGGCAAGGUAGUCUUUGGUUAAGCACGUGAUUCAUCAGGUCUGUUCUGUUCCGUGCUAGUGCACGGGCUUUCAUGUGAUGAUGUAGCAGUGUUGCGCAGACUUGCUGUCUCAGUCCGCCUCCCCCUAUCUCUCGCGUGGUUCCGAAGUGAAGUUUUGCUUCCUUAUGCGAGUAUCUUGUCUAUACAACGACUGUUUUAUCUUAACAGCCCUAGUUUACAUUAAACACCAGUCAUCAUGACGGCUCCCGAGAGGGGCUCGCGGGAUACCAGUAUUGACCGACUCGUGUGCUAAGUCUGAAAGUGCGGACCUCCAAAAGUGACUGCACCAGCGCUUUAGACUAAAUGAGGGCCGCUUUUCACUGAGCGGCGCCUUACACCACCUCGAAUGUCUCUCCCGAUUUCGUUAUCUCCGCCCAACUUGGCUCAGACAUGCCAUCAGCACGAGAUAGGAGAAGAAAAAGAGGGGCUAUUCCCGCGCGUACUUUCCUCAUAAUUAAUAAUCCGGAUGUCCUUCGUUGAGUUACCACGAUGUCCCAAAUGUUAUGAAAUUUAAGGUUAUCGACCGAAUAACUCGGCCCGGUUCCAUUUGAUUGAGGAUCGAGCCUCCGAUGGUGGUUGUCUCGCGUCUGACGUACGCUUUGCUACAUCAAGGGAGAAGGGGCUAAUUACUCUACGCAAGACCGAAAUAGACCGGCUUUGUGUCUGGAAAUCACUAACAAAGCAUGGAAGGCAUUCGAGCAGCGAGCGACUAUCAACCACACACCCAUUGGAAGCUGGCCAGAAGGCGCCCCCGUCCGUGAUUUAGCAUCUCCAACUAGCGCAAAACGCUGUCAGGUGUUGCUUUUUGUCCUAUGCGGAUGACAGCAGCCUUCGGAUGAUGGGUUGUUGCGCUCCAAGCGAGCCCAAACCUAUUCACUACCCAGUGUUGCGUCAGGGAUAACCGACUAGAGAUCUGGGAAGGGUGAUGGUCUAUGAGGACCCAAGUAUCACGACCGGUCAGGACGAUUUGUUAGCUCUGUGUCCCGGAGGUGUAGUCGCAGAAUGGCGUACGACUGCCUAUUUAUCAUCAAACCCAAGGACCCACUUGUUUGACAGUAAUCCCACGACUAAGACCGUUCCACACUCCGCCACCCAUGAACGCGCUGGGUAACUAGACUGACAAAAAUAAACUGUAACGUCUAACUAGUGGGUGUACUCACCACCACCACCACCACUGUCACUACCCAAGUCUGUUUUAGAGAAGGGUGGAGAUCGGUAGAAGUGCUGUUCAGGGCCCCCUACGUGCGGCCGGCCCUGGGCCUGUGCGCACGCCUGUCCGCCGGUGUGACGCAGGCGUGAGUGCAUAAGCGUCAUGUGAGAGGUAGACUGUGUCGGCUUGAUCCGUUGAUUGGGUGAUGGCCGAGUUUGUCGGCGCCUGUGAUUGGCUGUCCCAGAGGCCGCAUGUUUCAGCAACUCGGACGCCGUGACCACAUAGUUUCUAGACCUUACAUAGGUGCGCCAGAUGCGGAAACCCUGUACGCGCGUGAGGCGCUUCAGAGCUAAAUGAAGGCGACUUUGGGAAGUGCUUUGGAGUCUAUGCAAACCGAGUGUCAAUUAAGAACGUUCGUGGGUUGCACCUGUGUGAGGCUGAGAUCGACUAAACGACCGCCCCCUUCUAUCUUAACUGGGCCGAAUUAUUUAUUCUCAAGUAUCCUCAAAUAUUUCCACUCACCCUCUGUACUACUGAGUUUCGGGCUCUAGUAUUGACGAUUUUUUGCUCCUUAAAACUCCUUUUGUCAGGUUUUUAUGUAUCACUUCCUCGAUCUGGUGCCUCCGUUGUCUGCUUCACAAAUAUUUUUUCAAUUUUUCGAGUGACCGUGUUUCCUUAACGAUGGUUCAACCUGUUAUCAUUUGACCGGUAUUAGGGAGAGGGCCCGUUGGGGUUCGUCUACAUUAGUGUCAUUCUGUUUACAUACAAGUCCAAAACGGACGACUCUAAUUCCUGAACUUUUUUGCCGUGGCGGGCAUCUUCUGUCCCAUCUGGCGACUACUGUGCCGCAUGUACAUGUGUUCAGUCAGAACUGGAUCAGGGACCCUAGCCUACGUCCAAAAUUGUACAAAAAUACAAAAAUGCCCUCUCCAUCACCAUGCUCAUGUGCGGAACAUCCCCCCCCCCCCUAAGGGCAUGUAACUGGCGCUAAUGACCUCGGGAGCAUCAGCGUAAGUACGAGUUAUUUGCUCGCUCUAGAAAUUGCUCUUAUGCCGAAAGGUUUCGAACCUAUUGAGCGGCGUGUUCCUUCCCGGGGCACACUAGAUUCCUGCUAACCUUGGCGCCAAACUUGUCAGACGUACUAAGUGGCUGACCCGAUUUUCUGGAGUUCGAGUAAAUGAUCACUGACUAGAGGCAUUUUCAACACCCGGGUCUAUCCUCUCUCGUUCCUUUUUCCUGGAUGUAAUCUGUAAUUUGUACGGUUUUCGUAUCACAAUGUGUGACUGCACCGGCCAUCUUCUCCAUCGACUGGUGAUGACUAGUGGUGGGCGGACAAUUUGACCCGACAAUGUUACAUUUUUCCCUGGCAUAUCUGUUGUGUGUGAACGACUCACGUGAGUACGCGACCGGACCUGACCUUUUUCAAGACAGACGGUCGGGGUGGUUUGGGUACGUUCUUCGUUAUCCGUUUCUCAUAAGACUCGGUGUUGCGGUCCUCUACCUGGCGCUGCUGCUCGAUACGGUUAGUUGAAACAUGGACCUGGUUCUUGGGCCUUCCGUUUUCGGUCUCCGUCGCUGGAGGACAGAAUGCGUCGAGCUCUCUAGAUCCGCUGCUGCAGAUCGUCACGCGUGGUGAGGCAUAAUUCGCGGUAUUGUCGAGGACGGUUAGAUCAGGUACGAUUUCAAAUGCAUCAAGUACAGUAGGUGGGCCAACUCAUGAAAUGUCAACCGGAAAAUCCAAAAUGCGUCUCCGCAUCGAAAAGAUUAAUUAAGUAGGGUUGUAAAAGUAGUCAGCCUGAAACAGAAUUCCAUAAUAAUUCAGUUACCUCAGGAUGCCGGCUUUCGAACGAACUUCCUUCCGGCUGCAUGCAAAAACUAUACUCUGUAAAAAAGACUACAUAAGUAGCACGAAUUUUUCUCACUGCUUUUCGAUGUCCCUAAAAGUCCAAUUAUAUUUCAUGGGAAACGUGCAUAAAAAUAUUCAUUCUUUUGCUCAUUUAGUAAAAAAAAUUACGUCUUCUUUCAAUUUUACACUAGAAGGAAGGCUAUAUUUUGGUUUUAUAAAACUUUCCCAAUUGCCAAAUAAUUUUGAACCCGCUCUGCCGUCACACUUGCAUUCAGGCUUUCCAAACUACAAGCCAUGUAUUUUCCGCGUACGGAAAACCAGGCAUUUCUCUACGGUACUAAGAGGAGACCAUAUAGGUUUCAUAACAUGUAGCAGUGGACUUGAUCCAUAUUGUUAGCUUUACAAGCCACAUUGGUAAAUGUAGAAACAUGACGAUUUAUGAACGGCCAUUUCACGGUAUUAAAAAGUCUCACAAUUGCAAAAUUUCUUAAAACCGAAUUAUGUCUCGCCGAGUAUGAACCUGGAAGGAGACGUAAUUUUCUAUAGAAAGAGUAAAAGCAGUAAUAUUUUUAGGCAUUUUUUCCACAAAAUAUAAUUGGACUUUUAGGGGGCAUCGAAAAUCAAGGAGAAAAAUUCGUGUUUCUUAAGUAGUCAUUGUUACGGAGUAUAGUUUUUGCAUGCAGCCGGCAUCCUGAGGUAACUGGAUUAUAAUAGAAUAAUACUUCAGACUGAUUAGUUUUACAGCCCUAUUUAAUUUAUGUUUUCGAAGCGAAAACGAAUUUCGGAAUUUUGAUUGACAUUUCAUGAGUUAGCCCACCUACUGUACAUAUACGACCGAAUCCACUGUGCAGUUGACCCCCUGCUUUCUACACCCUCGACUGCCACGGACCUUACCCGCCGCCGUUGGCAUCUCGUGGACGUACUCGUUUGGCCCCGUCAACCCCUGCACCAAUUAUACGCCUUUCCGACCACUUGACUAAACUUUCGAUCAAUAGAUCGUCUCCUUGUCAGUCUAUUUUCUCAGCCUCACCUUGGCUCAGUUAAGCCGAGUAGGUUCGCAAACUGUUUUUGUCCCUCAAAGUUUGGACUGAGUCAGCAAUUGACCCUAUCAGUGGUGGUCAGUGCUCCACCCCCCCCUCCCCCCCCCUAUCCGUCCCUGCCUCAGCGGACAAUUCUUGUGCCAUUUAAAUAACCCCGCUCCUGCAUCUCGUCCUUUUAGCAGGGCGUCCGACCAGAUGCAGGUCCUGGCCUUAAUUACUCACACAACCAGUCUGGCCCUCGCUAUGGCGGAAGUCGGGAGGGCUCUGUCGACAGCCGUUGGCAGGGCGACAACGAUCCGUAUCAGCAACAGCAGCAGCAGCCGCCGCCGCAAUACCUCAUCAACCCCGCCACGGGUCAAUCAAUGCCUCUGCAUCGAGGUCCCGCGGACCGGGUCAGUUUUUGCCCGCUACCAUUCCUCUGCUUUGUGCACUUGCCGCUGGUAGGAUUUUUACCCUCAUCAGGCCCCGUUCCUGCUUUCCAUCCCACCUAGACUCCUCUCUUCUGAUGCCAUUUACGGUAGCUGGGCCAUCUCGUAAAAUGUUAACCGGUAAUGCUGUAGUGUGUUUUCGAUCAGAACGGAUUGCUUAGGUGCAGUUUUCAUACUGAUUACCGCGUGUAGCAUAAUCGAAAGGUAUUGCAGUCACGCCAGGAUGUCGGCUUUUGAAUAAGCAUCUUUUCGGCCGUCUGCAAAAUCCGCACUGUGAAACAUGACUACUUACAUGAUAGGCAUUUUUCCCGUCGAUUUUUGUUGCUCUUAUAAAUUCAAAUAUGUUUUAUAUAGAAAAUAUAUACAUGAAAAGGUAUCUUUGGGUUUUAACAAACGUUUCCGAUUCAGAAAAAAGUCGAGCCCCACUAGCAGUUACACUGCAUUCUGUAUACGUUUAAUGCAAGGAACAUCACGCCGGCAACUUUGGGCGUUAACGAACGCACAGAUGUGAAUAGACAUCUCACGGUCUUACAAAUCUCAUAAUUGCAAAUCAUUUUAAACCUAGCGAUACCUUUUUUUCAAGUGUAAAAUUUAAAGAAGACAUAAUUUGCUACCAAAUGAGUACAUGAAGGGAUAUUCCUGUGCAUGUUUUCUAUAAAAUAUAUUUGAAUUUUUAAGUGCAUUACAAAUCAAUGAGAAAAAAUCAUACUACUUAGCAACCUUUUUUACCAAGUGCGGUUUUCGCAGGCGUCAGAAGAGGGUACACUCGAAAGGCGGCAUCCUGUAAAACAUGACUACUUAGAUGUUGGGCAUUUUUCCCGUCGAUUUUUGUUGCCCUCAUCAAUUCAAAUAUGUUUUAUAUAGAAAAUAUCUACAAGAAAAGGUAUCUCUAGGUUUUAACAAACGCUUCCGAUUCACGAAAAUAACUGAGCCCCACCAGCAGUAGCACUGCAUACGUUUAUUGCAAGGAACAUCACGCCGGCAACUUUGAGUGUUAACAAACGCACAGCUGUGAAUAGACAUCUCGCGGUCUUACAGAUCUCAUAAUUGCGAAUUAUUUGAACCAAGUGAUACCUUUUUUCAAGUGUAAACUUUAAAGAAGGGAUAUUUCUGUGCAUGUUUUCUAUAAAAUAUAUUUGAAUUUAUAACUGUAUUACAAAUCAGUGAGAAGAAUGAUACUACUUAAGCAGCCUUUUCCAGCCAAGUGCGGCUUUAGCAGGCGGCAGAAGAGGUGUACAUUCGAAAAGCACCAUCCUGGCGUGAUUGAGAUAUCUCGGGACUAUGCUGCACGAUAUUCUGUGCUACAACACCUCCCAAGUAACAUUUUCUAACCGAAAAUACCGAUAAUUUCGGUUUACAUCUCAUGCUGUAGACUAGAAACGCUGCUAGAUGUUUGGCCCUUAUAGAAGUACGUGAGCUCGGGCGGUCUCUUCAUCAUCCGUUCGCUUGUCAGCCCUCUCCACUCUGACUACUCUAAAUGACGGUACUUUUAUAACUCCUACAGGCUCCCACCGUCUCCAAUUUUACGGCAUAAUGGAUUUCAUAGUCCUCGGUUUACAAAAUCCCUCGACAUCACUAGGUAUUGCAGACUGCCACUGAUUCCGACUUGGGAACUCGGGGACGAAUUGGAACUACUCCCCCCUGUGACCGGAAAAAAAGUUGAUUUCACGGAUUUAUUGAAGUGUCCACUAUGAUAUGCGGGAAGAGGGUUGGUCACCUACAGCGCGGUCGCCAGGUUCGCCUUUUUAUUCAAGGAACCUGCAAGCGCGUCAGUCCGACCAUCGGGAACGACAACGUUCACCCUGUGCCCCCAGAAGAUUUUGGCGCAGGACGAUGAUUUGUGUAGUAAAUAGUUUAUAACGAAGCGCGCAGUAUGUACCGCACUCCUCUCUCACCCAUCUGGACCCGGUAGCAAGACAGAGGGCAACGGUAUGGAGAAGGACCCCACUUAACUGUCAGUAGACUGUGGAUCGUAUCAUGGGGUCUUAUCCUGGCAUACGUUUGCAGGCUGUUGCAGAAAUCACAUUGCCAACAACGAUUACUUCCCACGACCUCACAUCUUAACUCAAAGCCCGUUAUUUUGUGAAAUUUACUUUUUGUCUAUUUAGUUACUACACUCAUUUCCGUUGUCGUACAAUAGCGUGGGAUAAGACUUUCGGCAUAAAUCAGUCAAUUUCUGUGUUUUCUUUCAUUUUGUCAGCUUACUGUCUAGCGUGCUGCCCCACCUAUAAAACUCCAAUUAUCAUAAGUCACGUAUGACACGAUCCACAGUCCACUGACAGUUAAUUGGGGUCCUUCUCUAUACCGUUGCCAGACAGAGUCAGGACGACCGGAGGUGGACUCGAGUACGCUGACUGAUAAAGCUAAACAGCUCAGUCUACGCGUACCAUAUGCAAGACCUGGUCUGCGCAUAAUGGACCGGGAUUCUCACGGAGGGAAAAGGAGACGGCUCGCAUCCCAUUUGCGUAGGAGUGCCAUAAACGCCACACCCUGAGGGAACCAUUGCAGCCUGACUUUCCGCCUUGAGAGGACUGAGCUAACCCGUCAGCUGGCAGCCUUCCAAGCCAUGACUUCUAACACUUUCUGACAGCUUUAGAGUGCUCCAGGUGUUCCCCACGCGCCUGCCAAACCCUCACGAUGCCGAUGAACACCUCGUUGUUGAUGACGCCCUUUGUUGGCCUCCGAAUUUGAUUGUCAUCCAAACUAUCAAGUGUGGGAGGUUCUUGAGAUGUUUGGUCUGUGCAAUAUGGCCAAUUUGGAAGCUCCUCCAUUCGCAUAUUACCACAUGAGCUUCACUCACAGGCUUUUCGAUAAUAAGACCUGAUCGGAGAAAAAAGUGCUCCCGAACGAAGAUUAAUGAUCGGCAAUGCCCCUUAGUAGAUAAAAUACUUUCUCGACCAAUUUCCUGGCUGAUAAAAAGCAUCAUUCCGACGCCUUCACCGUUUUCCUUGUUGUGCACGUAGAGAACAUUGGCAUGUGCUCCCUGUGAAUAUACAGCUUUAAGAGGCAUAUGACAAUGCUUCUGGUGUGUGGCAAAUAACGUUGCCUUCUCGCCUGUCUCCCUAAUAACAUUACACUCGCCCAUGGCCAGCUCACACGGUUGGUAUUGUGAUUGACUGAACCUGCAGGCGUAAUUCGCGCAUCAGUCACUUCGCGUGCUUGGCGCAGACGAGACGGAGGCGGGGUACAAUGUCAUCAGGAUUUUAGACUGUCUGGGUCCACCUGGUGUUGAUCAAGAACUGACUGCCUUCAGCGAGGAAGCUCGAUUCAUGGGACAUCGGUUGGUUCGUGGCGGAGGUGAUAAGGUAAUCGAGGUUGUCUGAAGUGCUUGAUCUCGUUGGAACGUGAGCGCAGGACAGCGAUGAUGAUUCGCGAUCGCUGUACCGUAAUUGGGAGUUUUGGGUAUUUACGGGACGGUCGGGGCGUUAGACCCGAAGGUGUACCGACUUUGCUUUGGUGGUCUUUACUGGUGUCCGUCCCACUAUUCAUCACCCGGGUAAACAUCAGCCAGGCAAGCCUGUAGUUGGUGGAACUGUAAUCAUUCCUGACCUAGCCGGCCUCGAUGGUGUCGCGCGGAUUGUAGCUCGUCACAGGCGACGGCCAGUCGGGAGAACUCGACCCAUUCCCUCCUCCAAGGACGGAGACGGAAUACCUAGGAGGUCCAAGAGCCCCCAGGUGGGCUCGACAUAGUUGAUCAAGACACAUGGAAGUGGUUCUUGCACCUUCGCUGUCCGGUCUCCGUCGUUGGCGAAGAGAAGGGGUUGAACUGUCCAAAUCUGUUGCCGCGGAUCGUCACGCGUGAAGAGGUGCAGUUUGGGAUAUAAUCGAGGCCGGUUAGGUCAGGCAUGAUCGCAGCCCUACUAGGUACAAAGAAGUAAGUACUUUCUACUUCUUUACAACUCUACAAUUAAAGACGGUGGCGUCCAGGUUGGUUAUCCAGAGCAAAGGCAGGACGACCUGAGUCUUGACACUUCGUUCCUCUUAACUUGUUCCGUAGGGCAGUUCAGUGCGCCGUCGCUUUGACCGUCUACAAUGUGUAACCUAGCCUACUUUCAAUUUUAAAAGGCAGUACUUUUUCAAAACUGCCCUUAUCUAAGCGCCACAUCUAGACCGAAUCGGUCUCCGCCGCUUUUGCAAAAAGUCCUUCGGCGAACUGUGCCUGCAUUCUUGGUCAUAUGUACAACUGUAUACCCGAAUCUUGUAGAGAACCUGGAAACAUAGAUAACUAUGCAAUAUAAGUGGUUUAUAGAUAUUUCCUUAUAGUACAUUGUAUGUGCAGCUUCCUCUUUCUGUCUGUCUGCAAUGCAUAACUUCAUGUUCUGCGCGUACAUUUGUGUGUGUCUGUCGUGUUUCCUCGGUUGAUUGCGCUUCCUACAACCAGCCACGCGGGUGUUGCACUGGAGUAAUACGGGGACGGGAUCGCGGUCCGUCCCCCACGUUAAUAGGCUGUACGUUUAUAACAAAUGUCCGUACCUGGGGGGUGGUAUGGUGGCACUCCUAGGCGCAGACUCACGCUGCGCCAGUCAUCUGCACCCUCCUACCUCCGGUCAUCUUGACUUUGUCAUGACACCGGGGGUUCAGCGGGUAAGGGAGGGGAGCGUGCAGGAGAUGCUUCACAAGUCUUCUGUUACUGUAAACUAAUUUUCGCGCAUGUCGCCGUCCCCGUGCCGACCAUACCGUAGGGCACACGACGGUCGAACUGUCGCCCCGGCUGGUGUGUGCCUCUGAUUUUUAUGUAUGUCGAUUUGACCAGCCCGACGGUAUCAAUUGUGAGCGUUUAUCUUUCGUCAGGGACAUCUCCAUACUGUAACAGAUUACAAAAUAUUACCUACGUUUACUGGCUUAAUGGCUUUCAGGCUGGUUAAUUUCUCCCCCUUUUUUCUGAAUCACCUUGAGAAUUAACUCCCUUCACUGAUCGCCCUACGGGACAUGCUCGUCCCCUAUGUGUCGUCGCAUGGCAACCGCUGAAAGGGGGACCCUACGUGACCGGGGAGGCUGAGAUGGUCAUUUCUGUGUCUCAUUAGCCGUCAUCAGCUAACCAACCACACGGGAGGACAACAAGCAUGUCCCACAACCCGAUCAGCGAACACAAUUCCAGCCCGGGGUUGUUUCUUUGUUUACCUGGUCGGGACUGUCCCAGCUGCCGGCCACGAGGUCAUAUGACCUUAACAGGGAGGCCGGUCGCACACCUGCAGCCACACAUGCCCGCCUCCUUCCACCUUCCGGUCUUCACCGAACGCAGCGCGGACUGGCGGCCAAGGGGGUAUUGAUCGCCCCUCGUCGAGGGUUUCGCCUGGGCAGGGGGGGGGGAGGGAUACUUACCAGUGGCAGGCUGACUCCUCCUUCAUUAAUGCCCUAACCCUCGGAUUAGGCGGUAUUCACACUUUCGCCCACGUUCAUAUAAUUCCCUCACAGAAUUCUUGCCAAAAGUUUUCUAACCUCUGUUUUUAUCUAACCCGAAAAUGUGAGACUUUUCGGAACCUGCUCACUAGGGUCCAUGCAUGAAGUAGUCUAGUAUGGAAAUAAAACAUUCUUAGUUUAAAAUAACCAAGAUUUUGCACUUCACACUUUUCCCGAACUGAUGUUCCACCGAUGAACCAUGAACGUACGUAACUGAGCCCAACAAGUCUGUAUUUCUCUCAAUAUUACUGUCAAGGAAGCGUUGGGAAACUCCUGCGUCACGGACCGAUAUGCCGGAGUAGUAUUUUAAGUAGAAAAUCGCUAAAAUGAGACCUAGAUGGGGCAUACUUUUGGGUUGACCCAUACGCGAGGAGCACGCUGACUGUCAGUUGAUAGCACUUUCAGAUACCUCUAUUCACCAAUUUUCCGUCUUAGUGGUGUUUUCUGAGAGAUCUGCAAAGACCGCCUUUUUGUUAAUUCUUUUUUUUGGAAAAUCCCCUGCUUCGAAAAUGUUGCUGCUCAAAGGACUGGGUACUUCAGUUUAAAAUGGCAUGGAUUAUGAGACCUUUUAAGACGCCCACGUGCAUACCCAUGUAGUAUACUGUGUUAGAGAAAAUGGACUUCAUUUUAAGGCGGAUAUUCCAAAAUUUUCACCAAAAACGUCCGGCCUGCUCACCAUCUGUCGGGAGAAGCAAGGACGGGAUGUGAAAACUUGUUUCACACGCCGAUUUCCAUCUAGAUUUCACUGCCUGUUGCAUGCGCUUGUUCAGGGGUGCGGCUAUAUACAGUGAGUGACCGAUCUCAUGAAAUGUUGGCUGAAAUUCUGAAACGCGAUUUCGAUUAAGAAGGAUUACCUUAGGCGCGGUUGCAAAACUGAUUUUCUUGCGGCAUAAUCCUAUAAUACUUCGGACUCGGUAGGAUGUCGGCUUUUGAAUACACUGCUUUUGAGUAGAAACCUCACUCAAUAAAAAAUGAUGACUUGAGUAUCGUGCAUUUUUCUCAUUGGUUUUUGAUGGUCUUGCAAAUUCGAAUACAUCUCGUAGAAACCAUAAACAAAAAUAGGCAUUCUCUCAGUCGUUUGAUAUAAAAUAACGUCAUCCUUAUAUUUUAUAAAUGAAGAAGGAGUAUAAUUAGGUUUUAAAAAAGUUUCUAAUUGUGAGAUUUUUCAAGACCGCCAAUGUCCAUUUACAUAGCAUCGUACCUGUCUGUUUACCAUUGCUUCUCAUGAAAUGUAGAACAUGGUCCUCAUCCAUUGCAAAAUUUCAUGGACUCUGUAUAAUAUCUUUUUAAAGGCAUAGAGGAAUAUGUGAUUUUCUUUACGCGGAGCGUAUGCAUGCACCUUGUAGACGGAAAUCACUAAGCGCUAAUGCAACGGAUGAUCAGGCUCCAAAUUAUUCGGAAAUUAGAAAACUUAUUUGAAUCUUAUUAUACUUCUUAGGGUAUAAAAUAUGUAGAUGACGUAACUUUCUAUCAAGCGACUGAAGGGAGGCCUAUUUUUGUUUAUGGUUUCUGUAAGAUGUAUUUGAAUUUGCAAGACCAUCAAAAACCAAUGAGAAAAAUGCACGCUACUUAAGCAGUCAUUUUUUACUGAGUGCGGUUUCUACAGGAGGUCAGAAAGAAAAGCAUUUAAAAGUUGACAUCCUACCGAGGCCGAAACGUUAUAAGAUUAUGCUGCAAGAUAAUCAAUCUUACAACCCCGCCUAAGUAAUCCCUCCUAGUCGAACGCAUUUCAUAAUUUCAGUCAACAUUUCAUGAGAUCGGUCACUCACUGUACAUAUUCGACAGCCUGGAUAAGUACGGUUUCUACAGGAAAUUGAAAAGAAGUGCAUUUAAAAGCCGACAUCCUGCCGAGUCCGAAAUAUUAUAGGAUUAGGCUGCAAGAUAAUCAGUAUUACAACCGCGCCUAAGUAAUCCUUCCUAAUUGAAAACGCAUUUCAGGAUUUCAGUCAACAUUUCAUGAGAUCGGUCGCUCACUGUAGGUACAGUCCCUUAUGAAAUUUCUGUAGUAUGAGCAGAGACCCUAGAAACUUCAACGUCCGACACGUUAUUUUAUGUUAGCCGUCUGCCUCGACUCCGGAUACGGAUACAUGUCCUAGGGACGUCGUAACAUUAUUUCGCAAGAAUACACAUUGUACAGGCUUAAAGAUAAGUCCCGCCUGCCUCAGGCUGUUGAAUACUACUCAUAGAUAAGGCAGGUGGUCUUAGAAGUCCUCCACUAGGACAAUGGUAUCAUCCAAGUAUAUCAGGCAGGUUUUCGAAAUAAACUGUGCAAGAACUUGGCUCAUGGGCCACCGGAAUAUAUGCUGGAUGCACUGACCAAACCGAAGGGCGUGGUUUCAAACUCAUGUAACCCUGAAGGUACUGAGAAAGUUGUUUCCUCUCGACUGGACGGCCUGCCAAACCCAGUGGGAAGAAAACUCGGCUACCCGAAAGGGCGUUGAGGGGUUGCGUUAAUCCGAGGUAGGGAAAACGAAUCCCUUGUUGUUACGUCAUUCAGCUUGUGGCAGUCGACGCAUGGCCGCAAAAUUCUGACCUUCACGACUGGGGACGACCAGACCAAGGAGAAUUAGAUGGCCUCGUGAUUUUCCAACUGAACAUGUCCUCAAUCAUCGCGUUCAGCCAUGGUCUGGUAACGGUCCAGGUAGGAUCUUACUUGGCCCAGCUGUACUUGUAUCUAUUAUAUGCUGAGCGACAGUGGUUCUUCUGAGUGGAUCAGCCCGUCCAGUCAAAGGUGUCCUUAAACUCUCCUAUCAAAUCAUGUAAUUUGUCGAGCUGUUCUUGUCCAGGGUCAAUGGGAAUGGGUCUCACACACGUUCUCCUACUCUAACUGACUACCAGGUAAAUUAGCCCUAAAAGGCACUUUGGUACCGCCUGCGCAACUGUACAGUGCGUGACCAAUCUCAUGAAAUGUUGGCCGAAAUUCUGAAAUGCGUUUUUGACAAGGUGGCGUUGUAAUAUUAAUCAUCAUGUAGCAUAAUCCCAUAGUGCAUCGGGCUCGCCAAGAUGUCGGCUUUUGAAUGCUCUUCUUUUUAACCUCACACAGAAACCGUACUAAGUAAAAAAUGACUGCUUAAGUAGCAUGCAUUUUCCACAUUGCUCUUCAAUGGUUUUAUAAACUCAAACAUAUUGUGUGGAAAACAUGCACAAAAUAUGCUUUCUUUUACUUGUUUGGUAGGAAAUCACACUGUCUUCACAUUUUAUGCCCGAAGAAGGUGUAUACUUAGGUUUUGAAUAAGUCUCUCAAUUCUCAAAUAAUUUUGGGCCUGAUCAGCCUUUACAUUAGCGUUUAGCGAUUUCAGUCUACGAGCUGCAUGCGUUCCGCGUAAGGAAAGUUACAUAUUUUUCUAUGCAUUUACAAAGAGACCAUUUAGAUUUCAUAAAAUUUUGCAAUGGAUGAGAACUAUACUGUGCAAUUCAUGAGGAGCAGCGAUAAACGGACAGGUACAAUGCUGUGUGAAUAGACAUUGACCGAGCUUAAAAAUCUCAUAAGUAAAAACUUAUUUGAAACUUAAUUAUACUCCUUUUUUGAGUGUAAAAUAUAAAGAUAACAUGAUUAUCUAUCAACCGAGUGAAAGAAACCGUAUUUUGUCCAUGUUUUCUAUAAAAUAUAUUUGAAUUUAUAAGACCAUUGAAAAUCAAUGUGAAGAAUUCAUACCACUUAAGUAGUCAUUUUCUACCCAGUACGGUUUUUGUGGGAGGUCAAAAAGAAACGCAUUCAAAAGCCGACGUCCUGGUGAGUCCGAUGUACUAUGGGAUUAUACUAAAUGAUUAUUGGUAUUGCAACGCCACCUUGUUAAUCCUUCCUAGUCAAAAACGCAUUUCAGAAUUUCGGCCAACAUUUCAUGAGAUUGGUCACGCACUGUAUGAAGAAAGUCUGCACCCAGAAUGCUGCCCCAGGCUAUAUCACAACGUACAAAAAAUUUAUGAUUAAAAACGGCGUUGUUUAAUUCUAUGCAAAUUUUAUACCCGCAUGCCGUGAUGUGGCGCCAUAUGCCGUUUUCAGGCAAACUGUAAGCUUGUAAUAUUUUACUCUCGUCUGGAGCUGGUGAAACACUUUCUGAUUCAACUGGGCACGGCAACUUGGCAGUUGUGGGGGAGACGAUGGGGCAUGGAAUCUAUACUUGCAACAAGCAUGCCAGACAGAACAAUGCACUUGCCGCUUUGCUCUUCUUCACCCGUGGUGUUCACAUGAACACUGGACGAGUACAGGGGGGACAGGCCUGACGACCGCGUUGCUGCCUCCGGUCCCCACACCGAGGACAGAGAGAGGGGGACUGUGGAGGGCCCCACUGCUAUCUGACAGCUUGUGUGCCAACAUCGGAGGUUGGAAGUUGUCCCAUGGCGAAGACAUCGGCAAAUGAGUCGAUGGACGAAGGCCGAUGGAAGUGGAUGGUCACGUGAGAGAAAAGUGAUUCGUAGCUCCCGCAGAAACUGUUGCCGCCAAGAAGCGUCUGCCUGUAAGUUGGAGGGCAUGAGGUUUCAGCACAAGAGCAUGACGAAGAAUAACCUGGCCAGCAGUGCCUGGGACAGCUUUUAUUGGUGGGCCCCUUUACCGCUGUGUAGGGAUUGACCAAAAGUUAUGCCUUAGACUCUUUCACUACUGAAAUCCCAAGUAAGUAACAUCGCAUCCCCGAAAUUUGUCCAUGGCAUUUUUGUCAGUUGUGCAAGGUUUUCUGUCCACUGCAAGGACACUGGUUGGUUCGUUCCAUCCUAUGGCAUCUAAGAGCUAAACUGUUUUUGACCCCACCCUUAAAAACAAGGUUGCUAAGUUGCGUCUAUAAAGGGGGUUCGCUGACCACCCCCGGUGAACGGCCUCACACUUCCAAGGACAUAUCCAUGGGAUUCUUUUAAUAUUUCCUGUCACGAUCACCAUAUAAGUCCCUUACAGAUUUCUAACUGCCCUCAGGUAAGGUUGAAGUUAUCGAUGAAAUUUUUUGUCAGCGGGUGGAAGUUGGUGCAGUUAGCACUGCUAUAGUUCUUUUGUCUGUACCGGCACUCUCUCUCACUUCUUCAGCCUCGUGAUUCAAUGGUGGGAGGACAUCGUUAUCCAGUCAGUGGACAUCCGCAGUCCAACCGCCUGGUCUCCUCCUCAUCCUCGUCACGAUCUCUACAAAAGAACGACCUAGACAACCUUUUCUAG
Messenger RNA from Spirometra erinaceieuropaei, 19504 nucleotides. The record is from the annotation of a GenBank genome assembly. NCBI's taxonomy places the organism in Eukaryota, Metazoa, Platyhelminthes, Cestoda, Diphyllobothriidea, Diphyllobothriidae.